AUGGGAGCGUUCAGAGUGCUGCUGGGGAGUUUACACUACAUGGGACUCUACAUGCAACUUAGUGUCUCCACAAGGCACGCUGGACACGGCGAGGUGGAGAACCACAUCUCCGGGAACGCCAUGUUCACGGAGGUGCCUCAUGAUAUGAUGGCUCAGAGCGGUCAGGACGUGGAGAUGGCCUGCUCCUUCAGAGGGGCCGGGACCCCCUCCUCUCUGGAGAUCCAGUGGUGGUACAUCAGGAACCAUGCGGACUGGACGGACAGACAGCCCUGGACAACCAAUGAGGUGGCUCCUGAUGAGGAGAUGCCAAAGGAUGCUACAAAAAUAAGUGUUGUUAAGGUUGUAGGAAGCAACAUCUCCCAUAAACUGCGGCUCUCCCGGGUCAAGACAUCGGACGAGGGCACCUACGAGUGCCGCGUCAUCGACUUCAGUGACGACGUGGGCUCGCGCCACCACCGCGUCAGAGCCCGCCUGCAGGUGGUGCCGGAGAGUGCCGUCAGAGAGGGAACCAACAGCGACAACUUCGAAGCCCUGGACGACACCAAGGGAGGGGCCGCAUUCGAGGACGAGUCCCACGGCGGCGCCAAAGAGCACGUCCAUCACCAGAGCCACGGGAACCACGGCAGGCGGCCAUCGGCGGCGGCCCCCCCCCACGGCCACAGCCACAGCAGCCAGCAGCACAAGGCGGGCAGGGAGCUGAGGAAGAGGGACGUGGACAGGAACCACAAUGACUGCUCCAACGAGCCAAGCUGCAAGCUGUAGACAUUAUUACACCUAAGUGAUAGAUUACACAAGGAUUGCAUUACAUGAUAUGUGUCACCGCAUAAAAAGCUAUUCUUCCCACACAGUGCGAGCAUGUGCACAAAUCCAGAAUGCCUAGAAAUGGCUUAUUCAGAGCACGGUGCUGUAAACUGUGCUGGGGAGCGUAGCUUUUUCUUGCUGUGCAUGGGACUGUCUGCUUCACGACGUUCAGCAAAGAGGGGCUGAUGAGUAGAUCUAAGCAGCUCCAUUGUUUCUGGUCUCAGCACUUAUUUAAAAAAAAAAAAGACUUACUAUAACUCAUGCUUUGUUCGACUCUUAAGAUACUGUAAAUGACACAACCCUGCUUUCAGGCUCAUUCUUCUUCCACUGCCUUACUCUUUCGUUUAAUACACCCUCAGAAAAAAAGGAUUUAGACUUUUUGCAAAUGGGUCUAUGCCCAGUAAAAGAACAAUGUUCCUUUUCUUCUGAGGGUGCACAGAAUGAAGCUAAAGCGCCAGUAAUUCUUCCCUGGAAAUCUUUUUCCGAGUCUGAUUCCUUAGCGUUUUUACAUUCAUCUGCAUCUUUUUUAUGUUUUAAACAACGAUCACAAAUCUGUAUGCAGCUGAUUCUUCAGCAAUGUAUUCUGUGUUUACUCGCAGGGGAAAGAAACACGCUUUCUUCAGCAGAAACUCAUCAAGGUCCCAGAGCUGCAGUGCUCAUCAAGGACAGAUACCGCCUCAAUUCAUUUGCCUUGGAGUGAAUACAGUGGCGGUGUGGAAAGUGUGGGGUUUCUAACAAAGCACAUCACAGGCUGUAUAUUCUUCUUUUGAGAUCAUGAAUCUGCAGCCCAACAGAAAAUGUGAUUUUUGUUCACAGCCUCCGCAGGUUGAAUCCACUCAUGGCCGUUCAGGCUGAGAGAAAUCAAUCAUAGGGAAGAUUAACAGUUUGGAAAGCCAGGAAAAGAUCAAUCUGUGCUACUAAAUUAAAAAAUCUGACUUGGUGUGCCUCUGAAUAUACUCCUUCUUGUCUAGAAAUCAAUGAAAAAAAUGUAUCUUUUUGGGAAGAGUGUUGCUUAGUUCCCUUAUUUACAAUGCUCAUCAAUCAUUUAAAAAGCCUCAAUCCUCUCCACUAGAAGCCUCUAAUCCACUAUGACUGUAUAAUAUGAAAUAAAGUUAGAGCAUGUUCAGUAAUUUUCUUAAAAACUUUUUCAACACACAAAGACAGUGUUAGGGUAUUUUGUCAUUUAUGUAUUCAGUUAAAUAAAGAAAUAUCCAUUCUUUUUUUUCUACUUUAAAGUCCUUUCAAAUAGUUUUUAAAAGCAGUUUUCUGUUGCUUUACUGCUCUCCAGAAGUGCUGUACAGACCGAUGAAUGACAUAUUCUUUUCAUAGCUGCACAGAAAGGGGUUCCCCUUAUGUCUCUUAGUACUUAAAGCAGUAUUUAUGAAACUACUGUACUGUAUGUGCAAGGCCGCCAACAUGAGUGUUACCUUGUUUCAAGCGUGGAAUUACUUUUGUGCAGUUCAGGAAGAUUGGAAAGGCCGUUUUACAACUGCCAGUUUUGUAACUCGAUGAUAAUCUCUUUGCUUGCGAAAAGCAUUCUGAAAGGGUAAAAUAGGACAAAGUAAAAGUGGGAAAUAAUACCGGAUACAACCUUGAGCAUCGUGAAAAAAAAGAGAGAAAUGUUGUUAGGGAAACACUUAUAUUUAUAUACGGAAGACGAUUAGGGCCACAUGAAAAAAAAUGUGGGGAUGUUAAAAUGUAUUUGGAUUCAGAUUUCUGACUUUAAUCUCAGAAUUCUGACUUUUUUCUCAGAACAAAAAUAAAACUUUUUUUUUCAUGUGGCCCUAUUCCUCUUCCAUUGGCUCUUGAUACUGCCUCAAAAUAAAGUGUGUCUCAGGGCCAUGCAGGGCUUUACUUCUCUGCUCCAUGACAGGAGUACACCCCUCCUGUUAUUGUUGGCAGACCCAGUAAUAUGAGAGGGUGGAGCCCUCAGUGAUUCAGUGAGUGGGGUUGUUUUUAUUCCAACGACGAUUUGAUGUUUUGUAAAGAUUCUAAGAAGUCACUGUCAGAAAAAAAAAAGGAAACAUGUACAUUUCUUCUAGAAUGUUUGGUCUCACUCUUAAGUGUAUGGCUUUAUCAAAUGAAAUAAAUUGUAUAUGAAACAACAGUUAA
Gymnodraco acuticeps is the source of this 2913-nucleotide messenger RNA. RefSeq names its product V-set and transmembrane domain-containing protein 2-like protein (gene vstm2la). The record is from RefSeq and is a predicted model, not a curated record. Lineage: Eukaryota; Metazoa; Chordata; Actinopteri; Perciformes; Bathydraconidae. The transcript is spliced from 4 exons. Bases 1 to 762 code for a protein of 253 amino acids.